AUGCCUAAUCUCAAGAUGGCAUCGGAUGAACUGCUCUCCGCUCCAUCUUCGCACCAGCAAUCCCAUGAUGCGACAGCAAGGAUGGAGGAGCUCGUAGGGGAGCAAGAUCUAGCGAACUCUAAGGCGCUUAUGUCCGAUGAUGAUGAGAAUGACCAGCAAUUUGAAAUUAGGAGUCGAACCCCUAUCUGGGACCUGGAUACAAUUUGA
Linum trigynum is the source of this 207-nucleotide messenger RNA. NCBI's taxonomy places the organism in Eukaryota, Viridiplantae, Streptophyta, Magnoliopsida, Malpighiales, Linaceae. The record is from the annotation of a GenBank genome assembly.